AUGGAAGGUCGCUUUAAAGCAACGUCACCGUCUUAUUACGAGAUUCUUGGCGUCUCCGUUAAUUCCUCGGCUGAGGAGAUACGACGAGCUUAUCGAAAACUAGCUAUGAAAUGGCAUCCUGAUCGAUGGACGAAAAAUCCGUUUAGGUCUGGAGAAGCAAAACGAAGGUUUCAGCAGAUUCAAGAAGCUUAUUCAGUGUUGUCGGAUCAGAAGAAACGAAGUUUGUACGAUGUGGGACUCUAUGAUACACAAGAAGAUGAGGGAUACUGUGAUUUCGUUCAAGAGAUGGUUUCACUUAUGGCUCAGACGAGAAGAGAGGAAAAGCAAUACAGCCUGGAGGAGCUGCAGACAAUGCUAGAUGGUAUGAUCUAUGAGUUCCAAUCAGAACCGUUAUUCCAGAACCAAUCAACCGAAAUGAAAUUUGACCUGAACCAACCGGCAGAUUGGUCCUCGCAUAUGUCUCUACCGGUUUCAAGCUUCGAGUUCUGUCCUCAGAGCAGCUAUUGUAACUAGAUUCACAUACACAUGGUCUGGAGGUUUUUUCACCUUAUAGAGUGGUGAUUGAAGAACAACGCUCCUUGUUUCUAGCUAAUGGAUAUUCUGAAGGGUGUUAGUCUGCAGUUUUUAACUUGUGUAGCAAGAAAACAGAGUUUUGCUCUAGGGAUUUUCACCUUUUGCUGUUUUUGACAGUCCUGAAAAUGGUGUCAAGGUUGUAAAUAAUCGUUUCACUUUCAAGCAUAGAUGUUUAAUUGCGUUUUUCCAAUGCCUUUGUACUAUUAACCUUUUCAUCAAUCAAAUAUACAGGCAAUCGCA
Molecule: messenger RNA, 813 nt
Organism: Eruca vesicaria subsp. sativa (arugula)
Lineage: Eukaryota; Viridiplantae; Streptophyta; Magnoliopsida; Brassicales; Brassicaceae
Source: the annotation of a GenBank genome assembly